Molecule: messenger RNA, 3152 nt
Organism: Diabrotica virgifera virgifera (western corn rootworm)
Lineage: Eukaryota; Metazoa; Arthropoda; Insecta; Coleoptera; Chrysomelidae
Product: protein MTSS 1
Exons: 16
Coding region: 354-2972 (872 amino acids)
Biological process (GO): cell projection assembly; plasma membrane organization
Cellular component (GO): cytoplasmic side of plasma membrane; actin cytoskeleton
Molecular function (GO): phospholipid binding; actin binding
Source: RefSeq, a predicted model, not a curated record
GGAUUGACUGAAGAUUUAGGAAUAUUAGGAUUAGGAUUUUAGAUUAUUGAAAGAAAGUAUGGAUAGAGGAGGAAAUGUAGUAUUUAAAAUAGUAUUAAAUUUUUUAUACAAAUUGUUGAACACAGUCACUUAAAUUGAGUCCUAAUUUAAAAACAUAAGUACAAAAAUAUAUGCUGUAAGUGUAAAAGUUAAUCGAUUGGUGUAUGUAGUGAAGUAUUUAGUGCAAAUGUGACUAUUUUGUGUCAAAAAGAAGGGCAGAUUGUACGGUAACUGUAAACAUUAGACAUUCCCUUUACUUUAUAAAAUCGAAGUGGGCAAUGAAAAAACUGUGAUUAGUUUAAAUUGGUAAAACAAUGGAUAGUACAAUGGAACGCGAAUCGGGAGCAUUAGGAGGACUUUUUCAACAAAUUAUCCAAGAUAUGAAGAAUGGAAUGCCUUUAUGGGAGGAUUUCAUCACGAAGGCUACAAAGCUCCAUUCUUCCCUUAAAGCAACUAUUUUGGCAGUCACAGCUUAUUUGGAUUCCUUUCAAAAGAUUGCUGAUUCAGCGACAAAUACAAGAGGCGCAACUCGAGACAUAGGAACUGCUCUUACUCGAAUAUGUUUGAGGCAUAAAGCAGUUGAAAAUCGACUAAAGAAUUUUACUAGCGUUAUAAUGGAGUGCCUGAUAAUACCAUUGCAAGAAAAACUGGAAGAAUGGAAGAAAACCGUCGUGAAUUUGGAUAAGGAUCAUGCAAGAGAUUUCAAACGAGCAAGAUCUGAAUUAAAAAAGCGAUCCACCGACACGUUGAGGUUGCAGAAAAAAUUAAAGAAAGGCGUAGGGGGCGAUGUUCAAAAGAGAUUCGAAUGUGGGCUCCAGGAUGUUACAGAAAGACGGCAGUUGUUGGAAGAGACUGAAAAACAUGCUGUUAGAGCUGUGUUAAUAGAAGAAAGAACUAGAUUUUGCUCUUUCGUCGUUUUGUUAAAACCCGUAGUGGAGGAAGAGAUAGCAAUGCUAUCCGAAAUGGGCCACUUGCAAGAGGCCGUCCAGCAACUGGAAAAACACACAUGCGACCCGAAAACCCUUCCUCCGGCAUCUGAGCAAGUGAUCGCAGAUUUGAAAAGUUCAGACAGCGGAUGGUCGUUCCAGACUCCACCGUCCUCACCUUCAAGUCUCGGCUCAAGAAAGUCUUCGAUGUGUUCUAUAAGUUCAAUCAACAGCUCAUCGUCGGGCAGUUCUAAAAGCCAUCAUUCGCCUAGCCAUCCUUGGCAGAGGUCACUAUCACAGCCUGUAGGUCGUAGUGGUACAAUGCGUGUUAGAUCUGUGUCAAGUCAAGAUUCUGGAUUUAUGUCACAAGACACACUAUUCCUUAGACCACCAUCGGCGUUUAGUACAGCUCAGAUUUCCAAUAUGUCCGAGCACAGUAACAACAGCAGUAGUUCUAGUACGCCUUGCACCCCUUUUCCACUGACAGCCGCUCCCACAACGACAGCCACCUGGCCCAAUUUACAAGAAACUAUCCAGUUCGAAAGGGCAGCCUCGGCUAUUAUCAACGACCGACCACACACCAUAUCAUCAGCUUAUGAAAAAGGACACCAACGACCUCCUCUAACUGUAUAUACAUUCCAAGCCCCAGAUCAAACUUUAUCUCAACCGGCCAGUCCAGUUACUUCAACGGGACCUACUGACACUACUUCGAAUAUAGUGCCUCCGAAAAGUCCAGGACUAUCCAUUAAGUCUUUGUCCAAACCACCUUUACCAUUGAGGUGUUCAUCGUUAGAGCGUCCAAGUGGUCCAAAUGUUCCUGCCAAAACUAUUACACAAGGCGUGCGAGUACUACCUCCUGGGGCCGAAUUGUCGGUAGUAAAGAAACCGUCGCCAUUGCCAUCGCACCUUUCGAAGAAUAGUAAUAAUAUGCAGCCGACAUAUGCUAAUAUGCACGAACUGAUGAGUGCCGCAGCUUCAAAAAAUCCCGAAAAGACGUUCCCACCUCCGCCUUCCGAGUUUACUAGUCCUCCUGAAAAGACUAAUGAAGGUGAAAAGGAAAGUAGUACCAGUGAGAGUUCUUUAGAAUCUUCCAGUGGAUAUGGCAGUCAGACUGCAUUUAACUUUGAAGAGAUUCACCAUUUAGAAGGUGGCGUAACACUGCGUAGCACUCUCUUAAGAAGAGGAUCUGUACAAAAUCAGAAACCACCACCGCCCAUAAGACGAACAUCUUCCAUAACAAACACAGCUGCCAUAGGUAGUCUAGAAAACCUGCCACCUCCACCGGCAUUUUUGUUAGAACCGUCAACACAGGCCGCACAGUCUAAGCUACAUCCAAACCCAGGAAUAAAUGUGGCGGAAACUGUUAAAGCGUUGACAGAACUUAAUCAUACACCCGCCAGCCCAGGCUCAAUAAGACGUAUGUCGACAUCUUCCCAAAAUUUAUACCAAACUACUCAGACUCAAUUCAACUCAGGUCCAGUACUCAGCACCUUCCAAAGCCAGUCCAAAUUGUCCUACGUUUCCCAAUCUGGCGGUGUGGUAUAUGCUCAACCAAUGCAGAUUAUGGGUGGUAGCCCUAAUGCCAUGAGAAGAAUCAAUAAUUUGAGGUCUCAGAGUGCUGAUAGAAAGUCAGAAGGGCCAGGUGGAGUUAGUUCCAAUUUCAUAGCAUCACUUAGUGCAAAACUGACGCCCCAACUAAGUCCUAAAUCGUCGAGAAGACUUUCAGAAGACCGAACUCCUACGAAUUCUCCAGUAAAUAAAUAUCAUCAUAAAUCCGGUCCUGGACAAAGCUUUCUGGAUUCCUUGAAUGUCAAGUUGUCACAGCAACACGGCGUGAAUACUCAGCCGACACAGUUGAAGGCCACUAAAAUUCGACAGAUUAUAAAUAGUAGAGCACAGCCCGAUCCCAAAGUUUGCCACGAAUCUUUGAUGGAUCAGAUAAAAAAAGGAGCCACUCUGAAACGAGCUAAAUCAACCAACGACCGAUCAGCUCCAAAGAUAUGUUAGUAAAAUUUAGCGUUUUGUAUAUUAUUUAAUAAUGUUAUAUCGUUAUGAUAUCAUUUUAUGUAACCCAACUAUCGGUUAAUGGACAUCUCAAAUCAGCCAAACUUAAAGAAAGCUUUAUUUUUCGUUGUAGACUCUAUGAGAAAAAUGAUUCAUCAAAAAUUGUUCUCUAAUUUAUGUAAU